AUGGCAACCUCGGCGUCCUUUGACGUAAUCGGCACCUGCUUCGAAUUCGAAGUCCCCAUCACAGCCAUCCACGACCGCCUGGGCGACAAACUGUCCACUGCAAGAUGCGACCCAAAAACACUCUUCUUCGCGUGGUUCUACGCCGCCCAGCGCGACUUCACCUACGUCUCGCUCGCCGGGGCGUACAAGCCGAUCGCCGAGAUCCUAAAACUGACGUUCAAGCGCGCAUGUCUGAUCGUCGACCUGCCCGCCUCAGCCGUCAGCGACGACGACGUCGCGGCCAUCAUGACGGCAUUCAAGAGCAUGGGGCCGCGCGAGGGGCUGAAAGAGUGCUUUGAUGGUCUGAGAGAGGCUGGCUGGGACGUCUAUGGCGUUACGAACGGAGGUGUAGAGACUUCGCUUGCUUACUACCAUAACGCGAAUAUUGAGCUUGAUGAGCAGCAUCUGCUGUCGUGCGAUGAUCUGCAGAUCGCGAAGCCGGAUGUCAAGGUCUAUGAGCGCGCCCAGGACCAUUUGACUAAGCAGGGGCUCGGGCACAAGGGCGAUGGGAAGAGGUGGUUUGUUGCUGCGCAUGCGUGGGAUUUGAUUGCGGCGAGAGCGGCGGGGUUCAAAACGGCGUUUUUGGAUUUCGAGGAGCAUGAUCCUGUUACCGAGGUUUUUGGCGAUUUUGAUCUGUAUGCGGGGAGUAUGAGGGAACUGUUGCAGAAGCUGACGGAGGCGAAGUGA
This is a messenger RNA of Ascochyta rabiei, 726 nucleotides long. RefSeq names its product (S)-2-haloacid dehalogenase. The record is from RefSeq and is a predicted model, not a curated record. The transcript has a single exon. The coding region runs from base 1 to 726 and encodes 241 amino acids. NCBI's taxonomy places the organism in Eukaryota, Fungi, Ascomycota, Dothideomycetes, Pleosporales, Didymellaceae.